This is a messenger RNA of Rana temporaria (common frog), 2659 nucleotides long. RefSeq names its product interleukin 17 receptor A (gene IL17RA). Gene Ontology annotation, molecular function: interleukin-17 receptor activity. NCBI's taxonomy places the organism in Eukaryota, Metazoa, Chordata, Amphibia, Anura, Ranidae. The transcript has 12 exons. Bases 83 to 2500 code for a protein of 805 amino acids. The record is from RefSeq and is a predicted model, not a curated record.
GGCUGGAGUCGUGCUGGUAAUUUGCAUAGUAGCCGUGUGAGUCUAGUAGGAAGUUGUCCGGGUGCGCUGUCACUGAUCCAGUAUGGGGGGUACUGAGCCAAUCUACCGGGCUCUGAUCGGCCUGUCUGUACUUAUCACCGGUGUAUGGGGGCUGCGAGUGAUCAGGCAGGGGGACAACUGCUCCCAGACGGGUAUCCAGUGCACCAUAAAGACCAACAAUUCCUGCCUCGACUUUGACUGGUUUCGGGACUACACUUGGACUCCGGCCGCCCCGUCCCAUAUGGUAGUUACAGCGGGGAUUGGCCAGAAUGAGAUGGGUCGUAGAGUGGUGCGUCUUCAUAUAAACUGGACUGUCAGUGUUGAUGCCAGCAUCCUGGAGCUCCAAGGGGUGGACAUCACCGUACUAAAACGCUCCACCCAAAUGACUCGCUGCGUCCAAUUCCAGUUCAAUAACCAAUUCGGGACACCGCGCAAUCCAGAUGGGCAGCCGUGGCAGUUUUUCUACAACAACUUUGAAGUAAUUCCAGGCAAUACCUACAUUGUGACCGUGCAGCACCUACCCAGACAAGAAGGAAAUAAUGCCAAGGUGCAGGAAUUCACUGUGCCAUGGUGUAAUGAAGGUGACAUGAUGCAGACAGACACAUGCUGUGAUCUAGGGUAUUGUUGGUCACCAAAUAUUACUAUAAAGCAUCAAGAGGAAAACCUAACUGUUGAAUUCAACUCACGGUGGAACGCCAAGGAAUAUGGAGUACAUGUUAAAGUCAGAGGUUCAUUAGAUACGGGAUCUGGACAUGUUAUUAUCAAAGAGGGCCCACCUAUUCAACGCUUACAAAUUACUUUCCCUCAUAUUGGGGGUCACAUAGAUAAGGAAUGCGUGUAUAACAUUUCGGUGUGGCCUUACAUGUCACCUUGUAAUAAUGACUGUGUACGUCAGACCUACGUGCCUCCGUGUGCUACGGAAACACCACCCCCUCCAGAACCGAUAGAACGCUGGUACUUGUGGUCUGUUGCCGUCCUGCUGACUAUUCUAUUGUUUGCCGGCAUUUUCUUGGGGUUAUGCGCUAAAGAUUGCUUCACCUCUCCAGAGAAAGUCAAACCAGAUCCAUGGUAUAGACCCAUUCCUGAUCCAACCAUAAAGAAGGUGUGGUUGGUGUACUCUGCAGAUCAUGGACACUACAUUAAAGUGGUGAUCGGGCUGGCCGAUUUUAUGCGAUCAGCGUGGGGCUUGGAUGUGGUACUAGACCGCCUUCAUGUUCUUGAAAUGAGCACGAUUGGUCCCAUGGCUUGGUUGGACCGCCAAAAAGACGCCAUAGAGAAAACAAAUGGAACAAUUCUAAUCCUUUGUUCCAGAGGCGUGCAAGAGAAGUGGAAGGCAAUGCAGAAUGUUAAGGAGCAAAAGAUGACUUUAAGGGAGGACAGAGACCAUCCAAUAGAGGACCUCUUCACCCCUGCCCUAUCACUUAUUCUCCCAGACUUCCAGAAAGCAAUGCCCUAUGAUCGCUAUGUGGUAGCAUACUUCAGCAGCAUCUCCACUCCAGCAGACAUACCCUCACCGUUGGAAUUGUGCCCAAAAUAUUCAUUGACUGAAAACCUGCAAGGACUUUUCUUCCGGAUCCAGAGACAAGAGCAACACCAACCAUAUGUACAGCUAACUGUCAACCAUGAGGAACAUAGAAGCUACCAACGUUUAGUAAAGGCGAUAGAGGGGUGCAGGAAAUGGCAGGAAUGUAACUUGCAUUGGUUUGAGAAAGAGUGUUUGUUGAUGCCGACUGAGGACACAGAAGACACAGAGGAGGAAGAGGAUAUGGAUGAUAACGUCACCCGCAAACUCUCCCCAUUGAUUCGUCGCCCUGAAACCUCAGUCUCUAUGUUGGAACCACGUAUUUUGAUUCCAGAUCUAGUAAAGGUUUUAGAUCCUACAAUUGUGAUUGGAGCUUCAAGCACUCAAGUUGAACCUUGCCUGUCUGAUAUAGAUCCAUUAGUGUCAGUUGUACAACCAUUCAUUCAAGAAGUAGCAUCAGCAGUAAUCUGCAUUCAAGAACCACGCUUGAUAGGAGAAGCUCCAUCGCUUGGAGAACUCAAUAAAGGUCUACUGAGACAAGAUGUUUCUAUCCAAUCGGACCAGGGUGUCCUGUCUAUAGAACAGCUCAGGGAAGCCCAAGAAAGGUUUUUCCAGAAUUCCUUGGAAGAUCCAAACUUGUCCUCUGCCAUGGAAUUUAUGGAUGCUCAAGGUCAAGAUUUGGUGAACCCCAUUUAUGAUAUGGCUAGAGAUCAGGCAGUUAAAGCUGGUGAGCAGUUCCAUGAGAUUUUGCUUGAUGGUCAGUUAAUUACCCCUGCAGUGGACCCUGGUACAGGUCUACCUGAUAGGCGAUCUAUACAACUUGCAGAUCAGGGAUACAGCACAUGGAACCCAUAUGAGAUGGACUUAAAAGCAAUACAAAUGGAGUCAUUAAAACUCUUUCUGCAAAAUGAGGGGGGCUUACAGAACUUUGAAGUAUGAAAAAAGGCUUGGGUAGUCAAUGAGGCCAGCUGAUGAAAUUUCACCUGUUCCGGAAGAAUGAAGGGGCCAUCACCUUUUAAAGGGGACAGUUUCAAACAUUUUAAAAGUGCCUAAAUUAACCUUUUGGAAUGUAGUGUUUAUAAAGAAGUAUUGAAACCA